Truncatella angustata is the source of this 924-nucleotide messenger RNA. RefSeq names its product ankyrin repeat-containing domain protein. The transcript has a single exon. Gene Ontology annotation, molecular function: protein binding. Lineage: Eukaryota; Fungi; Ascomycota; Sordariomycetes; Amphisphaeriales; Sporocadaceae. The record is from RefSeq and is a predicted model, not a curated record. Bases 1 to 924 code for a protein of 307 amino acids.
AUGGGCCUCCUAAAACGAGGAGCCCAGAUAUCUCAAAACACAGGGCAUGCUCUACAUCUGGCUGCUGCAGCCAACUGUCUGAAAGUAAUGGCAUAUUUGGUUCGGAAGAAGGGUGUCUGUAUUGAUGCCACAGACACAGCCGGAUAUACAGCUUUGCAUUAUGCGCUGUGCUCAUCGACAGCAACGACAGACACAAUUGCUUGUUUAUUCAUGCUAGGGGCAGACAUCAACAGAACAAUAUUUUAUGGUAUCCAGCAACACAGUCCUCUUGAUAUAGCAUGCGAGUACCAAAGAUGGACAAUGGCGUCUGAGCUUAUUCGACUUGGUGCAGAUGUCAACGGCGCAAUUCCUUGCACUCCUUCGUUCUCUAGCUCUUCCCUUUUGGACUUUCCGAAGCAAACUUUACAGACUGCUCUGAUGGACAUCAAGACGGAUGUAAAUAGGGAGCAUGUAAUUAAGGAUUUGCUACGCAAAGCAGACCUUAAUGCGAUUGUAGUCCUGGGUUCAUCACAAAUCGUCCACUGGACUGGCUCGCUUCUGCACUGGCUCUUACUUCAUGACAAAAUUCGAGACAUGGAGCUGCUGCUUCGAUAUGGCCAGAUCGACAUUGAAAUCCCCGAUUCCAAAGGCAAAACCUGCCUGGCACACGCGUUGUCUCUUUCGCAGUGGCAGCCUGAGGCAAUUAGGCUAUUAAUGCGUUAUGGCGCAAAUGUGCCGGCAAGGACCACCAGAGAGAUAAUUGCUGUUCUCGAAGAUCUGAGAAAGUCCAGAAAUAUUGGAGAGGCAGUGCAAGUCAUUGAAAAACAUCCCUAUGUGUUGCAGGUCUCUAGAUGUUUAUUUAAUGGGUGGAAGUGUCUUGUUGGACCACAUGACGCCGUGACCACACGAUUCAUGCGGCGAUUUGAGGAAUUGGCAUAUGUCUAG